AUGACUCAGAAGAGACGUAAUCACGGAAGAGCUAAGCACGGUCGUGGAUUGACCAGAGCCAUCCGUUGCACCAACUGUGCUAGAUGCGUUCCAAAGGACAAGGCAGUCAAGAGAUUCUACAUUCGCCCAAUCGUUGAGAAUGCCGCUGUCAAGGAUAUCUCUGACCAGGGUCUCUUCACUGAGAAGAAGUACAAAUUCCCAAAGACUUACCUCAAGUCCCAAUAUUGUAUCUCUUGUGCUAUUCACUCUCACAUCGUCCGUGUCCGCUCGGUCCAGGAUCGUAAGAUCCGUACCCGUCCACAGAGACCAGGUGUCAGAGCUUUCAAGCCUUCCACCAACUAA
This is a messenger RNA of Acytostelium subglobosum LB1, 342 nucleotides long. RefSeq lists its product as hypothetical. The record is from RefSeq and is a predicted model, not a curated record. Gene Ontology annotation, biological process: translation. Gene Ontology annotation, cellular component: ribosome; cytosolic small ribosomal subunit. The transcript is spliced from 2 exons. Bases 1 to 342 code for a protein of 113 amino acids. NCBI's taxonomy places the organism in Eukaryota, Evosea, Eumycetozoa, Acytosteliales, Acytosteliaceae. Gene Ontology annotation, molecular function: mRNA binding; structural constituent of ribosome.